Messenger RNA from Actinia tenebrosa (Australian red waratah sea anemone), 1689 nucleotides. Its product is annotated as prolyl 3-hydroxylase OGFOD1-like. Gene Ontology annotation, cellular component: cytoplasm. The record is from RefSeq and is a predicted model, not a curated record. Gene Ontology annotation, molecular function: iron ion binding; L-ascorbic acid binding; peptidyl-proline dioxygenase activity. Lineage: Eukaryota; Metazoa; Cnidaria; Anthozoa; Actiniaria; Actiniidae. Gene Ontology annotation, biological process: peptidyl-proline hydroxylation; regulation of translational termination.
CUUAUCCUUCACGUGCUUGUUCUCCUAGAUUUGCACAAAAUCAGUUUUUAUUUACUAAGUUUCUUUACUUUGUGCUCACAAUAUUUAACUUUUGACAUGAAGUCUUCUAAAAGAAAAGCUAGUGAAGGUAACGAAGCUGAAAACUGCGUUAAAAAUGAAGUCAAACAGACGAAAUUGGAGGAAAAUACAAGAGACAGUUUGUUGAGUGAAUACUUGAUGGAGAAAGAUUUCAAGGCUCAGUUUUCGGAUGCUUUUAGAAAUGGUAAAUCAUUCAAAGAUUCAGGAGCUGUCAUCUACAGCAAGCCAUUCACAUAUUGUUCGCUACCAAACUUCAUCUCGGAUGAGAAAUAUUUCAAGGAACUAAGGACAGAACUUCUGAAGCUGAACUUCAAUGAAAAAUCUAACGACUUGUACAAGUUCAAACAGAGUGAUGACUUGAAGAAUCAUUCUAAUAAACUCAUGGCAACAUUGAGAAAGACAUUGUACCAUGACUUCAGACUGUGGUUAGAAGGAGUGACAGGAUUUGAACUAACAGACCAGGUUGAUAUGUCUUGUGCAAAGUAUGAACACACAGAUGUAUUGCUAUGUCAUGAUGAUGAACUUGAAGGUCGUCGAGUGGCCUAUAUUCUGUAUCUUGUCCCCCCCUGGACAGCUGAGGAUGGAGGAUCGUUAGAUCUUUUUUCAGUUGAUGAACAUGGUCAGCCAGACAAGAUAGUAGAGUCGCUGAUACCAAAGGAAAAUUCUCUGGCCUUUUUUGAAGUGUCGCCUGUUUCAUUUCAUCAGGUUUCUGAGGUCUUGUCUGAAAGCAAGACACGCCUGUCAAUCAGUGGCUGGUUCCAUGGCAACCCACCCAAGCGAACUCCCCCUUACACAGAACCUUGUCCAGUGACAGUACCACCCAAGCCGUUAGAGGAUGAGUGUUUGGUUGAGUGGAUCAAUCCCAUCUAUCUCRAUGAAGGAGUUGUCUCACACAUACGAGAAAAAUUUGAAGAUGAAUCAGAGAUUGAACUUCAGGACUUUCUCUUGGAAGAUAAAUAUGAAGAAGUUCUAAAAGCCUUGAGAAGCGAAGAUGUAAAGUGGGCAUUCAUUGGACCAGCCAAUAAGAGACAUUAUGAGCGCGCAUCCACUGAUAGUUUACCCGCUGUACUGACAGAUCUCAAAGAGCUUCUCAAAUCAUCACCGAUGUUCAAAUUACUGAGAACAUUCACUGGACUUGACCUUGCAGAUACUCCGCUGACCAGCAAGGACAAAGAUGAGAAUGACGAAAGCCAAGGUUCCUCGUCAAGUAACCCUCGCUGCCGAGGUGAAAUUCGACGCUGGUCGCAUGGCAGUUACACUCUAGUACACGAUACAGACCCUGAGAGUGCAGAGUACGCCCUGGACGCUAUGCUGUACUGUGGGUGUGAAGGAUGGGAUAGCGAAGAAUGGGGCGGAUUUACAUCAUAUUUGGCAAGUGAAGAAGACGAAGAGUUGUUAUCCGUUCAUCCAUUGACCAAUUCAUUAGCCUUAGUGUACCGUGACAUGGAGACGUUGAAGUUUGUGAAGCACAUCAACCACAAGUCUAUAAAUACUGCAGCUUCAGCUAACACAGAACAUGGCUUUUGUGACAUUCAUUUCGUGUAUUAUGAAURACUAUAUGAUUACGAAAAAAAAUUAUAAAGUCAAUUUAAAAAUGGUGACCAUUUUGAA